Messenger RNA from Lagenorhynchus albirostris (white-beaked dolphin), 1599 nucleotides. It is a transcript of the gene GIMAP2, whose product is annotated as GTPase, IMAP family member 2. Gene Ontology annotation, molecular function: GTP binding. The coding region runs from base 298 to 1290 and encodes 330 amino acids. The transcript is spliced from 4 exons. NCBI's taxonomy places the organism in Eukaryota, Metazoa, Chordata, Mammalia, Artiodactyla, Delphinidae. Gene Ontology annotation, cellular component: endoplasmic reticulum. The record is from RefSeq and is a predicted model, not a curated record.
CACUGGGGAGGCUUCUGUUUCUUUCAAAAAUAACUCAGGAAAAGGAACUAAAUGGCAAGGCUUCUACGUGGAAAGAGGAAAAUUCAAGUAAUUAACGGAUCAAAUGAAGUGUAUUUCUGGUUUAAAGGACAGUGUACUUUUCUGGAGUCGUGUUCUUAAUUCAUUGAGCCUCUCAGCAAGGACGCAGCGUGGAGGGAGGGGCUGGGCGAGCUGGAGAAAGAUCGAAAGAAAGAGCAGUCUGAACCUGGGACCCAAGGCAGACCUAGAAAGGACGCAGAGGGAAAGGAAGGAACUGCCAUGGACCGAAAGGAAUGCAGUCACUCUGCGGGACCAUAUACAAAGAGUCAACAAGCUCAACAUGCCGGAGGAUCAGAGCUGAGAGUCAUUCUGGUGGGCAAAACAGGAACCGGCAAAAGUGCUACGGGGAACAGCAUCCUCGGGAAGGAAGCAUUUGAGUCCAGGCCGAGUGCCCAGUCCUUGACGAAGACUUGCAGUAAAAGUCGGGGAAGCUGGGGAGACAGAGAGAUGGUUGUCAUUGACACACCAGACAUGUUUUCUGGGAAGGGCCCCUCUGAAUCCCUGUACAAAGAGGAACAGAAGUGCUACUUACUCUCCGCACCAGGACCUCACGUGCUGCUCCUGGUGACACAGCUGGGCCGAUUCACCACGGAGGACCAGCAGGCUGUGCAGAAGGUGAAGGAGAUCUUUGGAGAGGAUGCCAUGAGACACACAAUUGUCCUCUUCACCCACAAGGAAGACCUCAAGGGAGGCUCCUUAAUGGAUUACAUCCAUGGCUCAGAUAACAAAGCCCUAAGCGAGCUGGUGGCUGCGUGUGGGGGGCGAGUGUGUGCCUUUAGUAACCGUGCUAAAGGGAGCAAUCGGGAUGACCAGGUGAAGGAGCUAAUGGACUUGACUGAGAGCCUAGUGAUGGCGAAGAGGGGUGGCCACUACAGCAAUAGGCUGUACAGCCUAGUAACAGGGUCAGAAUGUGCAACUGUGCAGUCAGAGGAAAGAUUACAGGACUUCAAAGAGAGCUUUGUAAAGUACACGGAAAUUCAGAGACGUUCAGCCAUGGCCAAAGCCCUAAUCCUAAUAGUGAUGUGUAUUCAGGUGUUUGUCAGAUUGCAAACUCGGUUAUUUCGUGUCUUGCACGGAAUGUGCAAUUUCUUUUACCGCUUACUGUUUACCAUGUGCCAUUUAUUCUGUCGCUUACUGUUAAUUAUACCCCAAAAAUUAAUGGUAAUUUUUAGAAAGACCAUUAGACGGGAAUGCAAGACUCCUAUAUUAUAGUUACAAUCAGUGGUUCUCUAUCCACUGUCAUUUAGUGGGUGAAUCACACACUGUACCUCCCUGUAGAACACAGUGCCUGACAGCACCAAACGUUUGAGAUUCUGUCAAGUGCUUAAAUCUUAACAUCAUUCUAUUUGUCAGUAAACCAAAUGAUUUUAAAAGUUACUGUUUGUAUUGAAAUAUAGCUUUUGAAACUUGUAAACAUAAAAUUCCUCUCAUUUGCAAAUCUCUAAAGUCAGUUUUAUGUCCCUAAAAACUCCUUUUCUUCUUUAUACUUACUAUUUCUACUGAAUAUAACAAAAAUAACAA